This is a messenger RNA of Saccharomycopsis crataegensis, 480 nucleotides long. RefSeq lists its product as uncharacterized. The transcript has a single exon. Lineage: Eukaryota; Fungi; Ascomycota; Saccharomycetes; Ascoideales; Saccharomycopsidaceae. Bases 1 to 480 code for a protein of 159 amino acids. The record is from RefSeq and is a predicted model, not a curated record.
AUGUCCUUCACAAAGCUGCCAACUAAGGCGCUGACUGGUACAGGAGUCAAAGAUGGCCUUGUCAAAAAGAAGAUGUUUGUUCCCGAAGUUUCUCUCUCCAAUGUCAAAAAUGUCCCAAAAGAGUUUCAAGAUAUUUUGAGGUCGGCGUUAGGUGUUCUUUUUAAAAAAUUUACUGAAAAUUAUAACAAUAGAAUCAUGAGGUAUGGUAACUUCGAAGAAAUUGAGUUUUUGAAAAGCGAACCCCAAGAAAUGCUAAGUAAUUUCAUAAAUAUAUAUGGAAAUAUAGUGGCAAAUGAUCCUAGUGACAAAUUGGUUAAAAUAGAUAAAAUAGUCAUCAAAUUUCUUGAAGGAUUUGUCAAUGAAAAAGAAAAGAGUUUGAAAGCUUUUUUGAAUGAGAAACAAGUCAAAAAGGUUGAAACAGUUGCAGAAAAACCAAGGGAAGAGUUUGCUAAUUUUCAUGAUUUUUAUAUUCACUACUGA